Phyllotreta striolata is the source of this 2172-nucleotide messenger RNA. The record is from the annotation of a GenBank genome assembly. NCBI's taxonomy places the organism in Eukaryota, Metazoa, Arthropoda, Insecta, Coleoptera, Chrysomelidae.
AUGUCGAAUUCAACUACUACUGUGAUAGAUAAGAAUAAAUCCAAAUCGGGGGAACCUAGGAACCAUUUAAUGUCCAUGUGGGAUAUAUUAUUCGGAGAUGCGCCCAAGGAAUGGAUCGGAUUCAAACCCACGAAAGGUGCUUUCGUAUAUCCUUGUUACGCAUGUAGAAACUUGUUUUCAUCGUUGGCUUCUUUACAAGAUCACGUUAACAGGAGAAUAUUGAUUUUGAAAUACAAUUGCACUCACUGUUCUACACAAGACAUGACGUUCUACAACAGGUGCUCCCUUUUAUUACACGCCCGAUCCCACUUUACCUCGAACGAAGGCAAAAUCAAUCUGAGCGACAUGAAAACCCUCACUCUACCGUUACAACUAGCAGGUUUCCUACCCGUAGCAGGAGUACCGAUGAUAUACGAACACGAAGAAGAACCAGCAGACGACAGUCGUUACUUGAACGUACAAUUCUACGUGCCGAAUACCAACGAUAAGGGUAAAGAGAUAGUCGUACUGAAACCCACCGAUUUCGUCUACAACGACACCCACGAAAAACUAGCGUUGAAACAAAUCUGCGAAAACGUACCGAAAUGCCAAUUCAUCGCGCUCGACGAACAGGCCCGUUCGAGACAGUCGUUCGUGAAAGUCGAACUGUUCGAUUACAUCGAUCAACUAACCCUACCCGUCAUAUCGAAGGUGGAAUCGCUACACGACAAAUCCCAACGAACCCAGCGUUGUUUGGACUGCGACUCGCCGAUCGACACCACCAUGGCCUCGCACUAUCAGGGCGCCAACAAACCCACCGACGACGCCCUCACCUGUCCCGUGUGCAAAUUCAUCGCGUCGAGCAAGUGCUCGUACAGCGCCCACGCGCGCGUCCACAACCACCAACCGCCCCACGUGUGCCCCGAUUGCGGCGAUGUCUUCGCCGAUGCGCAGGCGCUGCAGCGCCACCUCAACGACGUGUGCUUCCACAUCGCCAAGAACGUGAAGUACCGGUGCUCGGGCAAGCGGUGCGGCAAGCUGUUCGCCUCCCUGGGCAACCUGGCGUUGCACUUCAAGCAGCACUUCCAAGCCGCCUUCGCCUGUUCGACGUGCGGCGGGACGUUCUACGAUGAAGCAUCGGCGGACAAGCACGCGAAGUUCCACGGCGGCCACUGCGACUUUUCGAAGGUGUUCAAGUGUCUCGUUUGCGCCGAUAAAGGGCCGUUUGGAGAAGGCGAUUUCGCCGAGCACAUCGACAGUCACAUCAACGCCAGUCGAUCGGGGGUUUACGUGUACAUGUGCAGAAGAUGCAGGAGCUACUUUAGAUCCACCGCGACGUUCGCGACGCAUUCGUCGCGGUGCUCGAAGCAAUGUCCCGACAACGGGAUAUUCAUGGAGUGCGACAAUUGCAAGAGCAAGAACUACUGCGACUUCAACAAGACGUUCGGUUGUUGUUGGAAGUGCAAGCGACCGCCCGUCAAGAAAACUACGGUGCUGAAGAGGUACUUGUGCAUCUUGUGCAACGAGCACAUCCAGUGCGAGGAUAAGCUGAGUCACAGGAAGAAUUGUAGAUACGCUUAUCCUAUUAUACUACUGAGGAACAUCAACGACGAGGCGUUGUCGAGCGAGAAGGUGCAGGAGAAUCGUAAAUCGCCGAGGUCGCGCUACAGCGAAUCGCCGAAGUCCGACGAAGGCGCUAAUAAGAAGAAGCGGAAGCGGAAUUUGUGCGUCAGGCCGAGGCGCGCCGAUCGAGACGCCGCGCCGGAUCCGAUCGCCGAGAAUCCCGUCCGAUUCGACGGCACCUACUACUGCAAAUUGUGCGAUUACAGCCAAGCCGUCAGGGCGGCGUUUCACGCGCACGUGAAAUCGCACAGGGACAUAUCGACGGCGUACCAAUGCAUGGAGUGCGGCGAGUGUUUCGUGGUGAAACCGUCGCUGUGCAAGCACCUGCGCCAUUUCCACGGCGUCGCCGACGGCGAGGCGUACUUGAACGAGAACGAUUGCUACGACGUGGGCGCCGUGAAGGAGUUGGAGGAUAACAUGAGGCUGGCGCCGGGCGAAAGCAAGGAACCGGUGAAAGAGAACCAAUGCAGGGUGUGCCUGGCUGUAUUCGACGACGCCGUCGAAUUGAAGACGCAUUACAGGAGCCACGGUAUGGCGUUUUUGCUUAAGAAUGUUAAACAGGUACAAUAA